UGUCAGGAAUGGUCUCACACGGCAGGUGAGUCCCACCACCAGUGCUGAGUCCAUUGCUGAGAGAACCCGCUGGUCAGCUCUGGUACUGCAGCCCACACGGCAGGCGAGUCCCACCACCAGUGCUGAGUCCAUUCCUGACAAAUGGACUUGCCAGUAAUGGUGGGACUCACCUGCCUUGUGGGCUGCAGUACCAGGGCUGGCCAGCGGGUGCUCUCAGCAAUCAGAGACUCAACCCUGCAGCCAGCCAAACACCUGAAGCUGAUUAUGCAGGUGUAUUUAAGGGAUGGCCAGACCUGCAGUCUGGGCCUUGGUGUGUGCUUUUCUAUGGGCCCCUGUAUCUUGUUACCUGCAUCCCUGUUCCUGUUCCUGUCUGACUGAUUCGUUGCUGACCCUGCCUGA
Staurois parvus is the source of this 399-nucleotide messenger RNA. Lineage: Eukaryota; Metazoa; Chordata; Amphibia; Anura; Ranidae. The record is from the annotation of a GenBank genome assembly.